ACUUAUAGAAACCCCACUUUUUCUUCUCCAUAUAUAUCUUCCGUUUUCUAUAUAUAUAUAUAUAUAUAUGCGUGUGUAUAUAAAUCCAUAAAUUAUUGCGACGUUUUGGUUUUGAACAAGUAAGAAAAACGUUAAAAGUAGAGAGAAGAGUAUGGGACGCCGAGAAGAAGAAGAAGAAGUGGUGGUGAUACGGAGCUACGAUCAUCGUACGGACAGAGUUCGAGUAGAAUGUCUCGAGAGAAGCUGUGAGAUCGGACACAACGACAAGAUCUUUCUCUUCACUGAUACUCUCGGAGAUCCCAUGUGCAGAAUCCGCAAUAGCCCCCUCUACCUUAUGACUGCCGGAUUACAGUGUUGUCCACUAAUAUUAAUAUAUAUUCACCAUACUUUAGAACUGUUGGAUCGAUACAUAAUGGACAAAAGAAACGUAACGGUGCAGGUGGCGGAGGUCGGGAACGAGCUGGUGGGUUCAGUACAAGGGUCAAUAAAGCAAGCGACGGUCCACGAGAACUUAGCCAUGGUUGGGUACGUUCUUGGGCUGAGAGUUGCGCCGCCGCAUCGCCGCCGUGGCAUUGGGUCGGUUCUGGUGAAAAAGAUGGAGGAGUGGUUCGCUUUACACGGCGUCGCCUACACCUACAUGGCCACUCAGAAGAACAACGUCGCUUCUCUCAAUCUCUUCGUCGGAAAACUCGGCUACGUCCCAUUCCUAUCGCCGGCGAUCUUGGUCAACCCGGUCAACCAUUCCCGUCCUCUCAAAUUGCCUUCCGGUAUCGCCAUACGCAAGCUAAAGGUGGACGAAGCCCAGUCGCGGUACCAAACCCAGAUGGCGGCGACGGCGGAAUUUUUCCCGGACGACAUAGACAGAAUCCUGAGGAACAAGUUAAGUCUUGGAACAUGGAUUGCUUAUUACAACACGAAGGAUGAUGAUAAUGUCGGGAGCUGGGCAAUGCUAAGUGUUUGGAACAGCGGAGAAGUGUUUAAACUCAGGAUUGGUAAGGCUCCUUUGGGUUGUUUUUUUCUCACGAAAGGCUCCAACUUUCUCGGAAAAUAUCUGUCGUGUGUGGGCUUAACUGCGCUACCAGAUCUGUUUACUCCGUUCGGGUUCUAUUUCGUGUACGGAGUUCAUACGGAAGGUCCGAAUCCCACGUGCGGGGAACUCGUUAGGGCUUUGUGUCAGCACGUGCACAACAUGGCGGCACGUGAUUGCGAGUGUAAGGUCGUGGUGGCGGAAGUUGGUGGAAAUGGAGAUGGUUUGAGGAGAUAUAUUCCACAUUGGAAAUCGUUGUCUUGCGACGAUGAUUUGUGGUGCAUAAAAACGAUGAAACACGAUGUCGAGAAGGCGGAAUUCGGCGAUUUCACAAAGAAAUUCUCGACGAGAACGAGGACGCGAUCUCUAUUCGUGGAUCCACGGGAAGUGUAGUGAGAUCGGUAUAUACGCAAUUCCAUUCUCUUCCCACCCUUUUGAUACAAUUCAUAUAUUAUAGAUUUUAAAUACCGGGUGAUUAAUUUUUAAAUUUGUAACUUUUCCCACACACGUGUGAAAUUUUAACUUAGCUAUGGUUUUGCGUGAUAAAUAAUAAAUAUAUGAACCGUUUGAACUGUAAACCUAAUCAACCCGUUACGUGAAUUAGGGUUCUUAAACCCGAGUUUCUGUAAUUGUAGAAGACGCUGAAUAUGAUAUGCAUUUACAAUUUUGUAUAUAUUCCCUCUCUUGUAAGGUUGAUCUCACGCGCACUUGUGUUUUUUUGUUGAUAGAAACAU
Messenger RNA from Tarenaya hassleriana, 1761 nucleotides. RefSeq names its product probable N-acetyltransferase HLS1. Gene Ontology annotation, molecular function: acyltransferase activity, transferring groups other than amino-acyl groups. The coding region runs from base 152 to 1420 and encodes 422 amino acids. The record is from RefSeq and is a predicted model, not a curated record. NCBI's taxonomy places the organism in Eukaryota, Viridiplantae, Streptophyta, Magnoliopsida, Brassicales, Cleomaceae. The transcript has 3 exons.